AUGUCAGAUGAUGAGAUUAAUCAGUUGUGCUUAAUGGAUAUAGACAAGAUCUUACAUUCCUAUGGUAAAACCUUGAAAGACUAUCUUCCUAUGCCUUUAGCAACUGAAUUUGAUAGUUCUUUGUUAACCGAAAGGGUUAUCAGGGAAGAGCUAAACUUUAACAGGGAUGAUUUAAAGAAAAAUGCCUCGGACAUGAGUUUUUUCUUUGUGUAUGGUCAUGGGGGUAUUGGAAAAAUAUUUCUCCAGAACCUUAUGUCUAACGAGAUUCGCUCAAGGGGUGAUAUUUUGUUAAACAUUGCUUCGAGUGGUAUUGCAUCUUUACUUCUUCCCAAUGGAAGAACGGCACAUUCAAGGUUCAAAAUACCACUGAAUAUAACUGAGGAUUCUAUAUGUGACAUCAAACCUAGUUCCCCUCAAGCAAUGCUGCUAUUGAAAGCCAAACUUAUAAUUUGGGAUGAGACUCCAAUGGUUAGUAGGUACUGCUAUGAAGCGCUUGAUAAAUGUUUAGGUGAUAUCAUGAGGUUUUCUCCAACAUAUAACAAAGAUUUGUCCUUUGAAGAAAAAGUAGAUGUACUAGAUGGAGAUUUUAGACAAAUUCUUCCCGUCAUUUUACGAGGAUCGAGACAAGAUAUCGUUCAUUCAACUGUGAAUUCGUCUUACCUUUGA
Molecule: messenger RNA, 666 nt
Organism: Arachis ipaensis
Lineage: Eukaryota; Viridiplantae; Streptophyta; Magnoliopsida; Fabales; Fabaceae
Biological process (GO): DNA repair; telomere maintenance
Molecular function (GO): DNA helicase activity
Source: RefSeq, a predicted model, not a curated record